Aegilops tauschii subsp. strangulata is the source of this 468-nucleotide messenger RNA. RefSeq lists its product as uncharacterized. NCBI's taxonomy places the organism in Eukaryota, Viridiplantae, Streptophyta, Magnoliopsida, Poales, Poaceae. The record is from RefSeq and is a predicted model, not a curated record.
AUGGAGGACGAGAGCAGCCAGGACUCAAGCGUGCAAUACAUGAACCUCUCUGACGACGAAGCCAUGCAUUACUGGAUCCCUGCUAACAUUGAAGACCAAGACUACAGUGGCAUUGAGACAGCACCCAAAGUUCUUUGCCAUCAGCAUGGUGUGGUGGCUGAGAGGCGUGUAGCAUUCGAAGCAUUUAACACGGGCAUGAGGUUCUUAGUCUGUCCUAAGAGUGAAGAUGAAAACUAUGGUAUUGUUCUCUGGGUUGACCUAGAGUGGCCUCUUACAUUGCAGAAUGCCUUGUUGAAGCUAUGGGAAAUGUAUCAUGACAGCAAGAGUGAUAGGAGGAAGGAUAGCCUGGAGAGUUCACUCACUAUUCACCAUUUGACUGAAGAAAAAAAUAAUCUAGAGGCCAACUAUGAAAAAAAUUGGUUGAAGAUGUGCACCAACUGUUCAAUGCUCAAGAGGAUAGGAUGGUAG